UGCCCAGCAGCGUUUCUGAUGCCCAAUUGAUGGACGAAGAAGAGUAGUCUCAAAAACCAGACCAUAGGCAACAGCCGAAGCGUUUAAAAAUUGUGGGAGACUAGAAAAAUAGUAUAUAGAUUACAUGGGCAAGGGAGAAUAGCCUCUGCCUGUGCUUUACUAGGGUAUAGCAUUUUUUAAAAAUAGUAUGUGUUAGUAUUUAUAAUAUUAUACAUAUCUCCAUAUUCUGCGACACCUUGCAUUGAGCAAGGGUUCAUUUCGACAUGAUGCGCCACGUAAGGGCAGAAGAGGACGAUGUUAUUACGGUGUAAUAACGAAGAAGAGCUCACGAAUUGAAUAACACUGCUAGCCAGUGCAUCGCAGCUAGUAACAUUGUAGCGUUCAUCAUACUGCAUCUCUCCUGAAUUUGGAUGUUAUUGUUUAGCGAGAGCUUGCGUUUGCUCGCCUGCACCGGGAACGCGGACAAGGGUCGGGACUUGGUCGGGAGAAUUUCGGUCAAAUGCAGCGACUGAGAGAGCAGCAGCACCGACGAUCGGGGCGCGUGAAGGUGCACAUGGACCUCUGAGAGGAAUCCCGUGGAUCUCGAAACGAACCGGCACAUUUAACGUUUCAUGUUUAGUCUAGGCCUACUCCUCUCACCUGGCACCCAGCGCGCUGUUUUAUUCUCAACGCAGGUAUUUUGUUGAUAGCGUUUUAUAUUUCUCAACUGGGUCUUUAAAUUAGCCAGAAUAGGUUAUGAAGAUGAUGCCAGUUGAUAUCGAAUCACUUCUCUGGGGAAUAUAGGAAAGCAGUCCAACUGAUCCAUUAUCAUUAGCCAAAUUACUUCUCCAGAUUACCGUUUCAUCAGUGUUUAACGAUUAGGAACGGAACGCUUGGAGUUUAGAUAGGACAGUUGGUUAUUACGGAGUAAGGUGGAUAAUUUGACACGUAAUUUGCAAAUAAACAGAGAGCACACGAGAGCAACCCUAUAAUGCUACGUACGACGGAAAUGCGCAUGUCAGUGUAAAAUCUAGAACUGUGACUCGCUCUGUUUUAGUGUUUACUAUGUCAUGUAAACUCACUGCAUGCUGUCGUGGGAGCGAAAGUAGUAGGCUACUUAUUUAGCCGCGAAUUGGAAGUCUUUAGAAUAGAAACACGUCUAUUUUUAAAAUUGUACGUUUUCUGAUUCUAUCUGUGGAAGCCGCUCAACUGUGCCCUCGGAUUCGCCUUAAUCUGGGGCAUGAUCCUCGUGUGAGAAAUCGCUGAAAUAAUCAGCGUCGGGGUGUCAACGAGGCUAGAGCGAGUAGGGGAUUUGGCUAGAUUAUCGCUGGACUGCUAUUUUGUUCCCUUAGUCGAACACUGACUGAACCGCGGCUUCUGAUCCGCCGCCUUUCCCCCUGCCCAAACUGCCACCGCAGAGCGCCUGGAAUGCGAUUUGGGGAACCCUUUCUUCGUUUCUUUUUCAAGGAGUUUGUCUCCGAGGACAACGGUUCUCUUGCAGAGUAAGAACGCAAAUAAUAGAUCAUUUACAAUUGAUAAAGUUAGUCUAUAGCAAUGACUGAAGCGAGUCUAUGGAGCGCUAUUUUACGGUCAAACCUGGCGCAUCAGAGAAUGUGUUUUUUCAUUUAGAACUCAACUAAAUUCACUGUUGGCUAUAGUGUCGGGCAAUGGAUACACCACGGAUGGACUAGGGGACCACACCUCGAUCUCAUCAAAGGAGUACCGGUUAGGUUAGACACGAUUACUUCAGUAACCUACUACUCCAGAACCGCGGACGGUUAGUUCGGGUUAACGAGCAUCAGGCAUUCUCCCCAUUCUGCAGCCGGUAAACGGAUGAUGUUUGAGCGAGGAUGCUGCGCUUCCCCGUGAAGAAAAUCCGGAAGCAGUUCAAACUCCUUCUGCUGCUUGUGCUGCUCACCUUUGCCGUGUGGUUCACCUACCUACACAUCAACCAGGGCAAAGCUAUCAAACUCCACUUCAACUACGGCAAAGAUGGGGAGAGGCAGUUGGAGGGGACAGAUGCCAGCCGCAAGAGGGACACUCGCUCCUCAGCCGGCCACCGCAAGACAGAGGACACCAGUGACAGUCACGAGGACGAUGCUCGGGAGGAUGAGUCCAAUGCUGUUGGAGCUGACCCCAGAGACCAUGCCCACAUCAGGAAGUUUCUCAGCCAGCGCCACAAGAAGUUGCCAUGGAAACCUGAGUUCAAAGGGCAGGCCAACCUCCAUGUGUUUGAGGACUGGUGUGGCUCGUCUGUAGCCCAGCUCCGAAAGAACCUACACUUCCCUCUAUAUCCCCAUACGAGAACUACGGUGAAGAAGCUGGCUGUGGCUCCAAAAUGGAAGAACUACGGCCUCCGAAUAUUUGGUUUCAUCCAUCCAUACAGAGAUGGUGAUUUCCAGUUUUCGGUGUCGUCAGAUGAUAACUCUGAGUUCUGGGUGAGUCUUGACGAGAGCCCUCUCAAUGCCAGACUGCUGGUCUACGUUGGACAGCUGGGGACUGAGUGGACUGCUCCAGGGGAGUUCAGCAAGUUCAGGUCCCAGUCCUCAAAGUCUGUGCACCUUAUCUCAUCCAGACGGUACUACUUUGAGAUCCUUCACAAGCAGGAUGACAAGGGGUCAGACCACGUGGAGGUUGGGUGGCGUCCAUUCCUGCCAGGUCUGAAGUAUGAGGUCAUCGAUUCUGCCUACAUUUCCCUCUACACAGAUGAAUCCAGUCUGAAGAUGAACAGUGUGGACCACAUCCCUCAGACCCUGGCCAGUCACAGUAGACCAUCAUCAGUAGAGGAACAGUCACAAGAACACAGUCACUUCAGCAGCCAGCACGGAGCGGACAUGCUCAAACCAGACCCCCGAGACACUUUCUAUAGCACCCCUAUGAUCCAGGCAUCUCGUCUGGAGAACGUGCUGCCAGCCUGUCUCUACUCCCCUACCUACGUCGUCAAAGACUUCCCCAUAGCCAGAUACCAGGGCCUACAGUUUGUGUACCUGUCCUUCAUUUAUCCCAAUGACUUUACACGUCUGACUCACAUGGAGAGAGAGAACAAGUGUUUCUACAGGGAGUCACCCAUAUACUUGGAGAAGUUUGGCUUCUACAAGUACAUGAAGAUAGACGAGGAGGACGAUGAUAGACCCUUCUUCUUCCCUAACCCAGAUGAUUUCCCGGAAGAGGAGGAAGGGGUGGACCCGGAAGAUGAGGCCGAGAUCGUAGGUACCCAAUCACCAAAUAGGACCGCUCCGCCUAGCCUAUCAACUAAGAGGACCUCUCACCCCAGCCUAUCCAUCCACACCUCCAGACCCACCCUUGGAGAAAGAGAAGGGGAGGAGGAGAACAGCAUUGUGGUCCAUAGAGAGAAAAAACACUUCCUCAAGAGCGAUGGACAGACAGACAGAGAGUGGGACAAGGACGGGCCGAGGAGAAGAGGGGGGCAGACCUCCAGGAGGGGACUUCUAGAGAGGCCCGAGGCGGAGAGCGAGGAGCUGCGCCCGCAGUCGGACAACGUGGUCCACGGUCGCUCCCUCUCCUGGAUCAGGACGGGUCCCUCUGAGCUAGGACCAGGGGGGCCGGGCAGGAAGGGAGGAGGAGGAGGGGGUGCAGGAGAGGAGACCCCUCCCAAACUGAGCAAGUCGUCCCUGCUCUUCCCUCAGAAGACCUCUCUCUCGGCCCUCGCCAGCCGCGCCAAGCAGAUCCUUAGUAACUCCUCCCCAGGCAACAACGCCGCCAACGCCCAUCUCCAUAAUAACGCCGCCCGUAACCAUGGUAAUGACAAAAACGCCGCCACCGGCAACAACAACAAUAGGGAAAAGAAGGAUGAGAACAAGAUCUACAUCACCAGGCCGCGGCCGGUCAAAGAAAGGGAGCGAGAGAAGGAGGAGAGGAGGGCGGAGAGGGAGAGGGUAAGGGGUCCGGGAUCACGUCACCCGAGAGAAGUCUUUCCUGGGGUGUUUCUGUACCAGAGUGGAAAGACCACCAGACUGGUCAACCUCCAGAGCACUCGAUCCAGGGGGGGAGGGGGAGUGGGGAGCAGGGGGCUCGUCACUGCCCCCCAACUCUGGCCCAAACCCCCUCUAAGAGACGGCAAAGUUCCCCCACGUGGCACUAAUGCUAGUGUUAGCAGACAAGGCACAGUUCACCAGGCAGCCAGCAGGGUGGCGGUAGUGAGGCUCCGAGACAGAGAGAGGAGGAGAGUUAGAGGAGGGGGAAGGGAGCACCACACACCCCCAGAAAGAGAGGCUACUGCAGACGCCACCUUACCCAGUAAAAGAGGCACCCAAUUGCCCCAGCACCUCCAGCCCCCGCCACCUCAUUCACCCACUCCCCCCAACUCUUUGGAGAAUGCCCAAACUAUCGAGAGCAGGGUUGAAAGCAGGCUAGAAACCAGGGUCACCUCGUACCUCAAAACCUCUGAGAUCACUGAGUCACAGCAAAAACAACCCGACCCAGACCAAGAACCCUCAGAACCCGACCCAGACCCUGACCCAAUCCGCUCGAACGCUGACCCAGAACCCGACCCAGAACCAGAACCAGAGGAGGGUGGGGUGUCCGACUACAGUUACGAGGCUGAAGAGGCGCGUCCAGGCUGGGCUGAGGAGAGCAUCAACUGGCAGAGAACGUUUUCAGUCAACCCCAUGGACUUUGAGCUGCUGCGCUCCGACUGGAAUGACCUGCGCUGCAACGUGUCUGGGAACCUGCAGCUGGCCGAAAGUGAGGUGGUGGAUGUGCUGGCACAGUACAUGGAGAAGCUCAACGAGCGCAACGGAGGUAUCUACACCCUUUUGCGGAUCAUCAAUGUGGAGAAGAGGCGAGACUCGGCCCGGGGAAACCGCUACCUUGUGGAACUGGAGCUGAUGGAGCGCGGUCGGAACGUGGUGCGCCUCUCGGAAUACAUCUACCUUCUCCUCCACCGUGGCCGGCUGGGCGGAGACAGCCUGGAGAACACGGAGUUCAUCCCCGCCUCGGCCCCUGCUGGGUCCCCACCUGGUGUCAUCCUCAGCACCCCCGCACCCCCAACCUCCACACACCCCCCUGCCCAGCCUGGGGCCACCCCGUGGGGCACGGCCUACGCCAACCCCCUGCUGUGCCAGCCGGUCAUGCUGCAGUGGCGGAAGGAUGUGAUGGUGCAUUUUGUGGUGCCAGUGAAGAACCAGGCUCGCUGGGUGCAGCAGUUCAUCACAGACAUGGAGGAGCUGCACCGUCAGACUAAGGACGACAACUUCAGCAUCAUCCUUGUCGACUUCGAGAGCACCGACAUGGACGUGGAGCAGGCCCUCCGAGAGAGCACUGUGCCUAGGUAUGAGUACUUGAGAAGAGAAGGGAACUUUGAGCGCUCAGCGGGACUACAGAUCGGAGUGGACACUAUCGAGGACAACCACAGUAUAGCGUUCCUGUGUGACCUUCACAUCCACUUCCCCCUCAACAUCCUGGAGAGCAUCAGGAAGCACUGUGUAGAGGGACGUCUGGCCUUUGCCCCUAUUGUCAUGAGACUGGGCUGUGGCAGCUCCCCGCUAGAGCCUGAUGGCUACUGGGAGGUGAAUGGCUUUGGCCUGUUUGGGAUUUACAAGUCGGACUUUGAUAAGAUCGGCGGGAUGAACACGGAGGAGUUUAAAGACCGCUGGGGAGGAGAGGACUGGGAACUACUGGACAGGGUACUACAGAACGGUCUGGAGGUGGAGAGACUGAGACUGAGGAACUUCUUCCACUACUACCACUCCAAAAGGGGCAUGUGGAAUGCUCAGAACAAGAAAACCCCCAAGGGAGGGGGAUAGCUAACGGCCCCCCUCAUGGGCCUGGAGGACCCAAAACACAUGGCCUAUACCUGCAGCUCCACUGUGUGUGAGGAGAGACCCUGAAUAAGCUUACUUACUGCCUGACUUUGCCUUUUUUAGAUAGGCACUUUUCAGGGAUGCCCCUCCCUGCUUCUCUAAGGAUCUGUCUGAGGAACAACUUUUCCCUGAGGAUGUUUUUUCCGUCAAUGGAGGACAUUGAGGGGGAAAACGGAGGGAAUCUGUUUUUUUAUGUUGGUGUUGAGUCUACCCGGAUAGACUUGACCUUUCGCCUCACUAACAGAACUCAAUGUAGAGAGGAUGUGUUUUUCUUUUUUGGUACAAUGUUACCUGACAGACUGAGAAAUGUGGUUUAUUUGUAUUUUGUUUGUUUUGUUCAGAGGAAGUGUAUUUUUUUCUAGCGAGACAUUUGUAAAGACAACCUAAGAUUUUCUACAAAAACAUCCAUGUGAGGAGAUGUCUGAGGAACAUUAGAAGGACUUUGUGUUGAUGACAGUAUGUUUCUUUGUUUGUGUUCAGGUACGUGCGAACAGUAGUCGUUCCGGAAACGCGUUCAGUCACUCGGGUGUCAAAUUUCAGAUAUUAGUAUUGCAACGAAAUGUCUGGGUGUUGAAAGUAGCAGUGUGUAGUGGGUCUACCUGAUGUGCUUCUUCAUAUAAACCUAACCAGGGUGCUUCAUAUGUACUAUAGAGGCCUAUGAUGCAGUAUGUGCAGCUUUCUCAAAAUUCCUGCUUAUUUACUCCUGAUUACGGAUAUCUUUUAACAGGGAUAUCUUCCAACCUGGGAAUUUUGGGAAAGUUAACCCUAAAUUGUUGCAUAUUAAAUAUAAGCUCGGUUAUGUGUACAGUUCUAUGGGAGGAGGACACUGGACCAUAUGGAGUGGGGGAUCCACGGUGAGGCAUCAGAUUUAUCAAAGUGCUUUGCAAUACGUACUUCAUUUCAGAGUCUAUCCUGCUUUCUUUUGGUCUGUCUUUUUCUCUCUUGUUUAUUUUUAUUUUCUUAUCUAUUGCUCUCUCUUUCUCUACAAUCUCUCUCUCUCUUUCGCUUUCUCUCUCUGUUUCUCUCUCUUUCUGACGUUGAGAUGGAUUCCUUGUAUCUUUCCUAACAUUGUGCAUAGCCUCGCUGCUGUUUUGUUGGAAGACUUUUAGGGGAGAGUGCAGUAAGUUGAGUCAAAGGGGUAAGUUGAGCCACCCUUGUUUCUAGGAAACCAUACACAAAACUAAUAAUUGGACCUAACAUUUAGGAAGAGGUCAUCACUUCAUGGAGUCUAUGAAGGAAGAAACCACAUCGAAAAAGUGGUAAGCAAUUAGGCCCAAAAAAAUUAUGUUUUCACCAAGUCAAAUGAAUUCAUUGUGUUAGAGGUUUCAUGAUGCUUGUAUUUAAACCAAGGUAGAUCAUUUUAAGAUUGUUCUAUAAAUCAUUUGGGGUCUAUAUAAGCUUCAAUAUGAGGUCCUAAACCUAGCAUGAAAGUGUAUCAUUGUAGCUGUGUGGGCUAAUAUAGUCAAAAUGUUUGCUUUGGGGUAAGUUCAGCCAUUGUCAAAUUGAACUGUUUUCUUCCCAGCCAUAAUUCAAGGCAUUAUCACUGGUAUAUGAGGUAACAACAGGGCCUGGCCUAUGUUAAACGUGUAAAAAAAAAGUACAAAGUGUCUGUUAGGUGUUAAGCCUGUAAUAAAAGAUGCUUAAAAUGAUUUAAAGGCAAAAAAGUGAUUGUGUUGAAUUGUGUUUGGGAAAUAAAGGUAGACAUGGUUUUAAAAAGGUAGUGGUAAUAUUUCAUUAAUUGCAGAAAUGUGUAGGCGGCUUAACUCACACUGUCCUGCGGCUCAACUUGCCCCAUACCUGGGGUAAGUUGUGCCUAGAGACCACUUUUUUUGGACAAACUAUGUUUUCAUAACUGUAAUGUUUGCAUGAAUUCUGAUUAUUUACAGGAUUACACAACAUCCUGAAAUGUAUGUAGAUAUCUUUGUUAGAAAGAAUACUAUAUUUUCCUUCACGGAGUGAUGCAGAAUGUAAAAAAAGGCUCAACUUACCCCACUCUCCCCUUACUAUUUACAGAUGAUAUUGUGCUGUGUUCAUGGUCAGGCUAGCCAACACUAAUGAAUUACUUGAUUUAUUACUUGAUGCAUUUUAUUAAAAUAUUCCAGGUUGAUCUACUAUCCCCUACAGAGGUAUUUCAGAAAACAGAUGCCUACCUAUCUCAGGUCAUAGUGAUGAGUGGGUUGAAUAAAGGCACUAAUAUUGGG
Messenger RNA from Salmo salar (Atlantic salmon), 8002 nucleotides. It is a transcript of the gene b4galnt4a, whose product is annotated as beta-1,4-N-acetyl-galactosaminyltransferase 4a. Lineage: Eukaryota; Metazoa; Chordata; Actinopteri; Salmoniformes; Salmonidae. Gene Ontology annotation, cellular component: Golgi cisterna membrane. The record is from RefSeq and is a predicted model, not a curated record. Gene Ontology annotation, molecular function: acetylgalactosaminyltransferase activity.